Dipodomys ordii (Ord's kangaroo rat) is the source of this 577-nucleotide messenger RNA. RefSeq names its product cystatin E/M (gene Cst6). The record is from RefSeq and is a predicted model, not a curated record. NCBI's taxonomy places the organism in Eukaryota, Metazoa, Chordata, Mammalia, Rodentia, Heteromyidae. Gene Ontology annotation, molecular function: cysteine-type endopeptidase inhibitor activity. Gene Ontology annotation, cellular component: extracellular exosome.
GCGGUAAAAGGGACUGGGCCCAGCUGGGCUCCGCACUGGAGCCAUGGCGCGUCCACACCUCCCGCUGGCGAUGGGCUGCGCCUUCUGCCUCCUCACCCUGUCCCCCGAUGCCCGCGCUGAAUUCCGGGGCCGCCGGACCGGGGAACGCCGGACCGUGUCCCCCCAGGACCCGCAGGUGCAGAAGGUGGCACAGAUGGCCGUGGCCACCUACAACAUGGACAGCAAUAGCGUCCUCUACUUCCGGGACACGAACAUCGUCAAGGCCGAGAGACAGAUAGUAACUGGCAUCAAGUACUACCUGACGGUGGACAUGGAGAGCACAGAGUGCAGGAAGAGCAUGGUCUACACAAGUGGCGUGGACCUCAACACCUGUCCCCUGGCUACCGGAGUGCAUCAGGAGAAGCUGCGCUGUGAAUUUGAGAUCCUCCAAGUUCCCUGGAAGAACUCUUCUCAGCUUCUAAAGCAAAACUGUGCUCAGAUUUAACAGACCCCCGAGUGGCAGCAGCAGGGCUGGGUGGGAGUGGCACAGCACGCAUGGCACCUUAGGGCCGGGGACAAGUCGCUAAAUAAAUAAUCA